AGCUGCGUUCUAGAUUUCUUCGUGUCCAACAAUAACAGAUAACGUUUCCCACCGCCUGCCCUGACUGGCGGACGGCCGAAGCAACUCUUUCCGUCCGCCAGUCAGGGCUAGGUACGGCUGCUUCGAGAAGCUCAAAAACACAGCCGUCGUUAAGAUACCAUUGAUGAUCAAAGGGAACAUGAUGCGGGUGACUUCGUACCUCGGCGUGUAUUCUGUCUCGCGACGAGCAGGGUUUAUUCUCCUCUGUUACUGCUUUGUUGCUCAGUACAACUUCAUCUUCCAUAACUACCUUCAUGCGCCGUUCAAUAUUCUCCGCGCGGAUGCGCGCAUGCCGAAGUCCUGGCAGAAUGCCGUUUACAAGCCGAUUAUGCAUUGCAAAAAAGGUAUGAUCGUACUAGUAUGAAUUGCAUCAGAAACUGACUUAGCAUUUUUUACAAAUUCAAUUUGUAAUGCAGAUUUGCCUGAAGAAAAAAAUUUGUAAUGCAUGAAUGCAAUUAGUACGAGCACGUUGCUUUUGCACUGCAUACCGAUCAGGGACGCAGCUGACGACCACGGGUUCAGUCGGUGGCCCUCACUUUUCCGAGACGCGUGGGAUUUCUCCCCUUACAAAAUAGCACCGCAGCUUCGGAAUUUGACGGUGGAGGUUGUGGAUUUGCUAACCGUCGUGACAGAACCGACGUCAGGUCUCCGGGAACGAGAUGAAAUAGAUUACGCCACAUUAGCGGCACAGGCCGGAAAAACCGCAGCUCACUGGCAGCACUUGUUGCCAGCGAAGAAUGAACUAAGGGAACUUGUCGGGACAAGGACUUCCGGCGACGACGACCGGGAUAUUCGCGUAGCAGAGCAAAAACGAAACAUGCAGCGAGCACCUCUGGAGCAAGCACCAGAUACAAGCCAUCCAGGUCGUUUGCGGAUGAAAACCCUCACCAGUUUCGCCACCUCGCUCUGGAAGUUUGUCAAGGGUCUGGUCUUGUUUUGGCACCGGAGGUGCAAGCAGCACAUUGGGCGAACAAGUGAUAGCGAAAGCACCACCUCUAACGGAGAAGAACUACAUGGACAACAGCUACAGCAUUCUGCAUCUGAUGAAAAUCUGUUGCACCACGAAUCCUUCCGUACGCAAGCCGUGCCACAGCUUGAGCGCCAUCUUGAGGAUUUCGUAGCACAGGCAGACGCAGCGACAUCAGGAAGUCGAGUUCUUGGGAAAGAAGAACACGGCGGGGACUACCAUCCGCGCUGGACUUUACUUCCCGCAUUUGCCCGGAGCUAUUUUCGGCUGUUUCGCCAUGGAUGCGUACGAUUGGAACACGGUCAAGAUGGAAAUGGCGUUGGUGGUCGAGACCGUGCAACUACUUCUAUCGGAGGAGCCGAUAAUAUCGCCGGCAGUACAACAUCCUCUUUUUGUGAAGUCCACUCUCCUGCCGUUUUGGCAAAAAACCUGUUUUUCCAAAGCUGCGUCUAUCCGCUAGUGUUGGCCCUUCACAUGACGAAAGAAGCUCUAACCGGCUGGGUGGACCUCAGCAAGUUUCUUUUCUACGCGUCGGAGUUAAAGAUGAGUCGUGGGCUGCAUAAAGCGGGAAUGAAAGGGGAAUUAUUGCCCACGCAAAGUAGUUCAAAAAUAACGCACUCACAUGACAAAAGUCGCAAGAGAAAGAAGAACUACGAAUACGAUGAAGAGGUAGGCCUGAUCCCCGGUGCGCAGUUGAUCGUUCCGUGGAAGGGCCACCACCAACUGGGCGCCAGAGGAUUGGCAUCCGCUGCGCGGUUAUCCUGUGCAAAAGUAUCGCACUUGUACUGAACAUGCCAAUUAUGCAUGGCAAAUCUGCUUCUCGAGAGAAAUCAGCAUGACAAAUUUCAUUCGUCACAAAGAGCAAGUUUGUAUAUGCAAUUUCUACUGCGUACGAUUACGAUACAGAUACUCUUGCAAUUCAUAGCGGUGGUCGCAGCUGCUCCGCGUCGCCCAAGAAAAACUGCAGGUGGCGGAAAAUAAACUCACAGACUUCCAGGCGGAGAGUCCUCGCCCUACCGACGCGUUUAACCUCGCACGCAGCAUCAGUGUGGAGCCAGCUGCGCGACAGGAGUAG
Amoebophrya sp. A120 is the source of this 2081-nucleotide messenger RNA. Lineage: Eukaryota; Dinophyceae; Syndiniales; Amoebophryaceae. The record is from the annotation of a GenBank genome assembly.